CUGGGGGAGAACCGAGUCCAGGACUAAGCUGGGGCCAGAAAGGAGAGUUAAGAGAAAUAUGGAUUUUAAGGAGGGAUUGAGCAAGAGUACAAGCAACACUGCCAUAUGUGGGGCAAAAGCCCGGGCUGUCUGGUGAGGGUGACUGUACCGCUCUCCCCAGAGCUGUUUGGGUUUAACACCCUCAGUGCACUUCCAAAGCUCCAUAUGGGAGGACAGACCCAGAAAACAUGCCCACCAAAGCAAUGCUCAGAGAACUGGGCAAGUUCCAUCAGGCCAAGCAGGAGACAUGUGUGCGAGCAGCAGUGGGACUCCGACACGCAGCAGGCUCAGGGAAGCAGGAGAGUUUCCGGGUCGUGAAUGAAGACUCCAGCCAGCUGAUUUUCAUAGAUAAGGCAGACAAGGACAUUCAGGAGGACUGCUUCACAUUCAAUGGCAUCUUUAGUCUGGACACAGGGCAGGACGAGAUGUUUUUGGAGCUGGUGAGACCCCUGCUGGCCAUGGUGCCCCUUGGUUACAGCGUGUCCCUGCUGCUGUGGGAGGCCCAUUGCACUGGCACCAAGCCGCAGCCUCAGGGCACUGGGCAGCACCACAGCAUCAUCCAGCAGGUGAUAGAAACCGUCUUCCAGGAUCCCAAGCUCCCAGGGGAUGGCAGGGAGCAACUGCAAACUGUCAGCUUUGUCCAGCUUUGUGCAGACGGAAAUACCCGGGACCUCCUCAGCCCCAGAAAUCAAGCCCUGCACGUGCUGGACGUCCCCCCGCUGGGUCUGAUGGUGGAAGGAGCAAGUGAAAUUGUUGUGUCCAACUCUACAGCUGCCUACAGCUUCUAUGUGAGGGGGCUGGAGGACAUUCCAGCACCGUCCCAAGGGUGUUCGCAGAAGUCCCAGCUCGAGCAGGAUGCAGCCAUGUGCGCCAGCCUGUUCACCCUCACCAUGGAGCAGGAGCUGGAGGGCUGCAGGCGCCAACGCUCGGCUAUCAGGAUUUUGGAGUUCCCCCGAGGGGCCAGGCCCUGUGUGGAGCCUCUCUCACCCCUGCUCCAAGCUCUGGCUCCUGGUGAGCUCCCGGACGAUGCAGGAUUCCUCCUCUGGAUUCUCAAGUUGGUACUAGAAGGAAACAACUUCACGUUCCUGCUGCUGUGUUUGACCCUGCCAGAUGCCUCUGGAGGAGAGAUCCUGUCAGCCCUCUUGCUGGCUGAGCAGGUGAGGGGACUAGCCAAGAAGGUCUCACCAACCCACUGGGAUCCUGCCAAAGCAGCUUGGAGGCAGAGGGCAGAGAUCCGAGAGCUGAGGGCCCAGCUCCUCUCCAGCAGCAGCCGCACAGUGCAGAAGAGUGUGACCAGCCAGCUGAGGAGAGUGCUGAGGGACCUGCAGGUGCUGAAGAACCAGAGCUGGGAGAAAAAGAAAGAGAUGUCGGAGGCAUUUGAAGGAAGUGGGAGCCAUCAUCCUGAAACCAAGGGUCAAAUUCCAUUGUGGCCGGGCAGGGACGAUCAGCUUACAAACCAGGUGCUGACAGAUAUGCUGAGAAGCCAAGAGUUCCUGGACAGAGGCAACCCCAAGCCAGAUGGAGACAUACCAGAGUUUGUUCCCCUCUGUAAUGACAAAGGAGGCGAAGCUGCCACAAGUAGCUUCAGGUGGUUUGGCCGAAUCCCCCCGAGCAUGGGAGCCGUGACAGGGGAGAAGCCUUUGCAAAGUGGAGCCAGCAGAACACAGGAACCAACCGGCACUGCUAGUGUGACCAGCACGGUGGGGAGCUGGGCCUCUCAGCAGCACCCAGCCCUGGAGCUGCAGUUUGCAGUGGCCAAGGCCAGGAGGCAGCAUCUGCGGGAGCAGCACCAGCAGCUCAUCCAGCAAGAACAGCUGAAGCUGGAGGAGGAGCUAGCAGGGAACCAGGAGGGCCCCCAUCCCCUCUGCUGGGACAAAGGGACUCCCCACAGCCUGCCUGAAAGCUCUCGCUCCCAGCUCCCUCCUGCCCAGCGAGAUGCGUGGUGCUGGUCCAAGGAGAAGGCAGUGCUGGCCCUGCAGCUGGAAGCAUUGCAGAGGGAAUGGGCCGAGGCGGAGAAGGACCUGGAGGCACUGUACCAGCAGCACAGACUGGAAGCGGAGGCUCAGAAACAACAUGUGCUACAGGUCACCAGGGCUAAGCUGCCAUUCUCCAUGUGUCCGGUGUUUCGGGCCUAUCGGGGUCUCUCAGAGGAGCAGACUGAUGCACUGGAUCGACGGUACCGGAAGCUGUUGCAGGAGGCCCUCCAGGAUGCCAUCUCCCUGUCUGUGCAGAACCAGCAGCUCCGGGCACACAGCCAGCUGGGCUGCACUGAUCAUGCCACGCAGACAGACCCACACUCCUGAGCAAUGAGCUGUGCCAUGCCUGGGGGGGUGAACACUGGAGAUUUUUGGGGGGAAGGGAGAGGGGGUGAUGCCUGUCAGUCAUUCCAGGGAAAAGGUGCAGUUUGAGCAGCCCCUGGGCCAGCCUUUCUUACAGCACCAGGCAGCUGUUCUGGUGUUUUAGCAGGUCUCUGAGCAGCUGGGGAGCUCUUUACCAGCACCUGCUGAAUUGGGGAGUUGUCUGUGUGCAAUGGCAGACUGGCCCUGGGAGGUUAUGGGGGACUGAGCAGGCAAUAUGUGAGCACAUGGCUAGCUCAAUACAGCACCUUCCCCCUACUCCCCCAACAGGGCUGGGAGAGUGCAGAGCUUCAGCAAAUGUAGGUUUAUAAAGCUACAACUCCCAUCAGCUUGUAGGCUCUCAGUGGGAAGAGCACUGUGACCCUGGCCCCAGCUCCCUUCCACAGCAAUGGGACAAAGCGUAACAGGGGCUUGGAGCCCAGUGCAGAACUUGGCAGCUGCUCUCGAUUGCUAGGGAUGAUACCACUGAGGUCCAGCUUCACAUGCCCAGAAAUCACUCACAGCAGUGGAAGCAGCUGCACAAGUCAGCAAGGAACCUGGCCCUGGCUCCAGCCCAAGGGCUGUCAGGAGCUGUUAACACACACAGUGCAAUGCUCAGAGUCCAGCCACAGGCCUGUUCCUCUCAACCUGAGGAAUGUCUCCCUGCAGCAGGGGCCAUAAGAUAAGGCCAAUACGCCCCCAUGGGACCUGGCAUGAGGCAUCUGAGGGAGGAGCUGGCAUGUAGGGCUGUUAAGCCCCCAGCUCCCACAGCCUUUCAUCAGAGCAGGGGCUCCAACACUGCCGCAUACCCAGCCACUCCAGGAAGUGUUCCAAUCAGGAGUUAAGGGACUAGCUGAAGGCUCCCGAAGUAGACCAUUUAGGCCACCACGCUCUAAUAGAGCCUCAACCCCUCCACCCCCAUGUGUGAAAACUAGCCCCAUUACUCUCGCUGAUCCUGACGCAUGUACAGCCUGCCUGGCCUAGGCCCUGAGAGCAGCCAUCCAUCCUGUUCAUUGAAGAUGCUGCAAAAGGUGCACCCACUCCCCUGGAACAGGCCUAGCCUGAGCACCCACCACAGUCCAGCCAGUCCCUGCUGGCCUGGGCCAAGCCUUAGGCAGGAGCCCCUGUUACAGCCUGGGGAAAGGCUGCCAUGUAGACAACAGCUAAGUGGGUUGAAGCCUCAGCCACCCCAGGGCUCUGCCCCCGUCAGGUCCAAGCCACACUACAGCUUUUAACUGCAGUGUAAAUGAAUCCCCCAGCUGUCCAGAGCAAGGGUUCUCUCUGCACCCCUGCAGAAAGGCUGAACAAAGCCCCAAGUGCCUCUUUCCAGGGGGCUGGGGCUGUCAGCAGUGUGCGGAAUUGUGCUCCCAUAGGGCUGGCAAGCACUACUGAAAUACUGUGGGAAAUGAACUGCAUGAGACAACUGGACCAGGAACUCAGGGCAGGUCUCUCAUUCCCUCGGGCUGCUGCCAGUGGAAAUAAACCAAUGAGAUUCUCAAUAAACAGUGUAUUCAAAGGUUCCAAUAGGAUGCUGUGCUCCACUGAGGAAGGGCCCUUCGCUCCAAUCCAGAGAGACACUCACAUUAAA
Molecule: messenger RNA, 3963 nt
Organism: Gopherus evgoodei (Goodes thornscrub tortoise)
Lineage: Eukaryota; Metazoa; Chordata; Testudines; Testudinidae
Exons: 17
Coding region: 228-2342 (704 amino acids)
Biological process (GO): microtubule-based movement
Molecular function (GO): ATP binding; microtubule motor activity; microtubule binding
Source: RefSeq, a predicted model, not a curated record